AUGGCAGACAGUAGUAGCAACAUCAGCCUGACCGGGCAGGUGCUCGAGAGCUUGACAAUCAGCCGGGUCGCAACGGCCAUCUUCAUCUUCUUAACCGCCUCCUUCCUCGUCGACAUCUCCCUGAAGCCUCGAUAUCCGAAAUCCAUUCCACGGGUGGGAUAUGGCGACAGCUACAUCGCCACCUUGAAGAACUGGAUUGGCUAUGUCGUCUACUUUGGGCGUUGGGUAGACGAAGGCUAUGUCAAGUACUCAAAGCACGAUCGCGCCUUUGUCGUGCCCUCUGCGGCGUCCAGACCACAGGAGAUCGUAGUGCCUCGGUCUCAAACAGCGUGGAUGCUGGAGCUGCCCGACAGGAUCCUGUCUACGCACCACGCCCACAAUGAUGUUCUGUACAGCGAGUACAAUUUCCUCGGCAAGGCCUAUUCGGACGACGUCUUCCACAUCAGGGUUGUCCAUAGGAACCUCGCCCGCCAUCUGCCCGGCCUCAUACCUGCCAUCCAGGAUGAAGUGCAUUCUGCCAUUGAUGCGGUCUUUGGCACCGAUACCGUGGAGUGGAAGUCAUUGAAUCUCUGGGAGGCAUGGCUCGGCAUCGUGCCCAGGAUCACCAACCGUGUGCUUGUGGGAAAGCCGACUUGCAACAACGAGGAGUUCCUGAAGAGUAUGGUGCAUUUCGCCGACGCCGUGGUUACCAACAGCUUCAUUCUCAACAUGUUUCCCAAGAUUCUUCAUCCGAUCGUGGGAAGGUUGCUCCAGUGGCCGAAUUGGCGCCACUGGAACAGGGCGCACCAGGUUGUACAGUCUGUCAUCGCUCAGCGCCUGCACGACAUGGCUCGGCAAGCUGCUGGAGAUCCUGCGUACCAAGACUGGACUGCACCCGAGGACUUUAUCACUUGGGACAUCCGGAUGGCCAAGGCGGAAGGGAAGCCAUUCGAGCUGGAUCCGGCCUCAAUAUCGAAGCGCCUCUUGCCCGUCGAGUUCGCAGCCAUUCACACCACGGUCAUCACGGGCCACUUCUUGAUGAUGGACCUUCUGGCAUCCGACCAGUCCCUUGGUUACAUGGACGGCAUUCGAGAGGAGACAGGUCGGGUGCUGAAAGAGGAGGGAGGCAACUGGACCAAGAACGGCUUAUCGCGACUGCUGCGUACCGACAGCGCCAUUCGUGAGAGCAUGAGGGUCAGCAACUUUGCUACUUCGCUGAUCAAGCGGAAGGUAAUUGCAGAGGAGGGCAUUACGAAUGAGUCCGAGGGAUGGCAUGUACCCCGCGGUGGCUUCCUGAUGCUCAACCUUUCCGGAGUACAGCAUGAUCCCGACUUGUACGAGAAUCCAAACAGCUAUGAUGCGUUCCGGUUCUCAAGGGCUAGGGAAGAGUACGAGGAACUGCCGCAAUCGCAAAAGAAUAGCGACGCUUGGAUGAGAGUACAGAAAUUGGGAAUGGUGACGACCAGUGACGCUCACUUGGCGUUCGGCCACGGCAGACAUGCGUGUCCUGGCCGAUUCUUUGUCGCCCAUGAGCUCAAAAUGAUCAUGGCAUAUCUCCUGAACAACUACGAGAUUGAGCCAUUGGCCACUCGGCCGCAGCCGCAGUGGAUUGGACAGACGAUCAUCCCUCCCCUGGAUGUAAAGAUCAGGAUUCGAAGGCGAAAAGCCACAGUUUGA
Molecule: messenger RNA, 1656 nt
Organism: Thyridium curvatum
Lineage: Eukaryota; Fungi; Ascomycota; Sordariomycetes; Thyridiales; Thyridiaceae
Exons: 3
Coding region: 1-1656 (551 amino acids)
Molecular function (GO): iron ion binding; monooxygenase activity; heme binding
Source: RefSeq, a predicted model, not a curated record